AUGGACACUGAACCAGUAAUACCCCUGCCGACUUCUUUGUCGCAGGUUCCAGACAAACCGAAAAAGAACAAGAAACAGCCGUGGAAAAAACUGUUGUGGUACAAACAGGAUUAUGAGGAUAACUACACGGACUCGUCGUUUCUGUCGCAGCUUAAGCGCAACUCCACCGUGGUGAACUACUCCUAUUGGAAGCUGUUUUCCGACUUCACACUGAUCGUGUUGCACUUGUCGGUGAUCAUGUCGGUGAUUCUUGUGUUUUACGGGAUCUACAAGCUCAAUUGGAACCCAAUAGUGCCGACCUUGGUCAGCUCUAUGCUUACAGCGCUGGGCUUCAUAAUAUAUGUCAUUACACUUAAAAUCAGAAGAAACAGAGAACUCAUCAAUCUUCAAAAACUCAAGAUCGAGCAGCUUAUUAGACCGUCCAGAAUCCCCCGGUUCAACAUCUCGCGGUCGCGGCCAACCUCCAGAUCCAGUUCUCCGUUCCAGCAGUCGAUCGACGCAAUCACCACCAGAGACGGGACUCUGGACCUUGAAAAGUUGCUGGUCGAACCCAACCCGCCAGACCUGUUCGACACCCUCAAGUCGGCCAUUUUGAUCCUCCUCACAUUGCUGACGUUCUCGCCCGUUCUGAAGUCGCUUACCAAUUCCACCGCGUCGGACUCCAUUUGGGCUCUUUCCACAUGGCUCUGUCUCCUUAAUGUUCUCUUCAACGACUAUGCCAUCGAUUUCUCGAACGCCAAUAGGCAGCAUACAGACUCCAACCCAGACCUGCAAAUCCCCAACUCCAAUCUCUCCAAGAACAUCUCGCUAUCGAACGCCAUUGUGCUGGCCUCCAGAUUGAACUCGAACCUAAGUGCAUUCUGCUUCAUUGUGUUCUCAAUCGAGGUGUCUGGCCUGUUACCUGUGUUCAACAACUUCACGCGCCACUGUCAGUUCUGGGCGUUCCAUUGGUUCCAAGUGUUCGCCAUCACCACCGCUGUGGACUACGCCAUAUUUAAGAUAUUCGGGCUAGGCUGGUUUCUGACAUGGAUCAGUAUACAUUUCCUGAUCGUGGUGGUAGGCCCUUGGUACUUCAUCGUGCUACAGAAGUACAAGGACGAGCUCCAAGGACCCUGGGACCCAGCUAAACCAAUCUUCAAGUCCAUUUAA
Molecule: messenger RNA, 1149 nt
Organism: Ogataea philodendri
Lineage: Eukaryota; Fungi; Ascomycota; Pichiomycetes; Pichiales; Pichiaceae
Exons: 1
Coding region: 1-1149 (382 amino acids)
Biological process (GO): GPI anchor biosynthetic process
Cellular component (GO): glycosylphosphatidylinositol-N-acetylglucosaminyltransferase (GPI-GnT) complex; membrane
Source: RefSeq, a predicted model, not a curated record